AUGCCAACUACUAUCCUCAACUAUGAAAUACUUUGUCUUCAAUCAAUCACAAAUAUUAUUAAUGGUUAUAUAAUGCUUGUUCUCAUCAUUCUGGGUACUGUUGGUAAUUUGCUGAAUAUAUUUGUUUUUAUUUAUCUAAAAGAUCUUCGCCAGAUGCCAAAUUCUAUAUUUUUGAUCAGCUCAUUCAUCGGCAGUCUAGUUCUAUUAUGGGCAACCCGUUUUCCUCGGUCUCUACUAGCUAUAACUAAUAUUGAUAUAUUAGCUAUUUCAACAAUCUGUUGUAAACUUCGAUGGUUACUUGGACGUUGGGGUCUGAACAUGCCAGUGACAUGUGUAUGUUUGUCAAGUAUCGAUCGUUUUCUUAUCACUUCACGUAAUGUACGCUAUCGUCAUUUUUUUACUGUACAACGAGCUCGUUUCAUUGUGAUUAUAUUCAGUAUAGUAUAUUUAAUUAUCUGUAUACCAGACGCCAUUUAUUAUAAGGACCCUUCAUGUACAGCAUCAGCUAGUUCUCGCUUCAUAUACCAACAAUUUAUUGCUUAUUUUAAUUUGACUAUUACCAAUGCUCUCUCGUUAAUUGUUUUGGCUUUGUUCAGUAUACUCACAUGGAAUAAUCUUCGACUUUCAGGAUUUGUCAGACGUAAUCGUUUUCAAGAACAAGUCAAUCAAAUGAUGCUUGCUGAAUUUGUUAUAGUACUCCUAACCACAACUCCCAAUUUCAUAUAUAAUAUAUAUGCACAAGUUACACAAUCAGUCAAAAAAUCUGAAUUAAGACUUGCACAAGAAAAUCUUUGGUCAACUGUAAGUGCUGUUAUUAAUUUUACAAUGCACAGUGGAACGUUCUAUGUUUAUAUAAUUGUAUCUCGUGCAUACAGACAAAAUGUACGAACAAUCAUAUGUUUGAAAAAACGUAAUCGUAUUCUACCACAACAUACACCUACUCAACAUGAACAAAUAGUUCAUCCUCUUACUACACGAGCGACUCAUUGA
Molecule: messenger RNA, 990 nt
Organism: Rotaria sp. Silwood2
Lineage: Eukaryota; Metazoa; Rotifera; Eurotatoria; Philodinida; Philodinidae
Source: the annotation of a GenBank genome assembly